ACGUGAGCAACUGCUCUGUGUGAAACGGCGCUGCACGCGGCGCAGAGGACGCCGUCUCGGGAUGCGCAGCCUAAAUAAUGUGGAAUUAUCGUCAUUAAAGGGUUGAUUAAAAGUAUAAACAGCCCGACGUACUGUGAGCACACACGUUUAGAAAACAGACCGUGACGCCGCCAUGUUUAGACAAACGAAGUCUGCGCUGGGGAAACUCCGACAGCUCAGUUUCAAUGCACAGCAGCAUACAUGGAGGCUGAAUAGCUCUUCGGCGAAGGAGAGGGCAUGUCAGUACCGACCAGGACAGAAAAUCCACGGCUUUACAGUCAGAGAGGUUGUAGAGGUCCCUGACUUGUUCCUCACAGCCGUGAAGUUGACCCACGAUGCAACUGGAGCUCAGCACCUCCACGCAGCCAGAGAUGACUCCAAUAACCUCUUCAGUGUCCAGCUCAGGACGACCCCCAUGGACAGCACGGGGGUCCCACACAUCCUGGAGCACACGGUGCUGUGUGGAUCCAAGAAGUUUCCCUGCAGAGACCCGUUCUUCAAGAUGCUCAACAGGUCGCUGUCCACCUUCAUGAACGCUUUCACAGCCAGCGACUACACCAUGUAUCCGUUCUCAACCCAGAACCGGAAGGACUUCCAGAACCUUCUGUCGGUCUAUCUGGAUGCGGUUUUCUUCCCUUGUUUACGAGAGCAGGACUUCUGGCAGGAGGGCUGGAGGCUGGAGAACAAAACCCCCACGGACCUCAACUCCCCCCUGGUGUUCAAAGGAGUGGUGUUCAAUGAGAUGAAGGGGGCUUUCUCGGACAACGAGCGCGUGUACGCCCAGCACCUCCAGAACAAGAUGUACCCGGACCACACCUACGCCGUGGUGUCGGGCGGGGAGCCGCUGGACAUCCCCGACCUCACCUGGGAGCAGCUCCGACGGUUCCACGCCACGCACUACCACCCCAGCAACGCCAGGUUCUUCACCUACGGAGAUUUGCCGUUGGAGCAGCACCUGGAGCAGAUCGAAGCGGAAGCUCUGUCCAAGUUCCAACGCAUCGACCCCGACACCGAGGUCCCGCCGCAGCCGCGCUGGAGCAGCCCCAGGGAAGACCAUGUGACCUGCAGCCCUGACGCUCUGGCUCCUGACCCCGCCCGGCAGGACACGCUGUGUGUGAGCUACCUGCUGGGAGACAUCACCGACACAUUCGAGGGUUUCACCCUCGGCCUGCUGUCGUCGCUGAUGAUCUCCGGGCCGAACUCCCCGUUCUACAAGGCGCUCAUCGAGCCCAAGAUAGGGAGCGACUUCUCCUCCGUCGUAGGGUACGACGGCAGCACCAAGGAGGCGUCGUUCAGCAUCGGGCUGCAGGGGAUGGCCAAGGAGGACGCGGAGAGGGUGAAGCAGAUCAUCAGCCGGACGCUCGACCGCGUCAUCCAAGAGGGUUUUGCGGAGGAGAGGAUCGAGGCGCUGCUCCAUAAGAUCGAGAUCCAGAUGAAACACCAGUCCACCAACUUCGGCCUGUCUCUGGCCUCGUACAUCGCGUCCUCGUGGAACCACGGGGGCGACCCGGUGGAGCUGCUGCAGCUCAGCGACAGCGUGGCAAAGUUCCGACGGGCCCUGAAGGAGAACCCGCGCCUCCUGCAGGACAAAGUGCAGCACUACUUCAAGGACAACACCCACAGGCUGACCCUGACCAUGAGCCCAGACGAGGCCUACCUGGAGAAGCAGGCCGGGGCCGAGGAAGAGAAGCUGCAGAAGAAGAUCUCAGCGCUGACCGCCGCGGACCGGAAAGAGAUCUACGAGAACGGUCUGGCGCUGCUCGCGGCUCAGAGCGAGACGCAGGACGCUUCCUGUCUGCCGGCGCUCAAAGUGUCCGACAUCGAGCCCACCGUGCCCGUCACGCCGGUUCAGUUCGGCGCCGCCGGCGGCGUGCCGGUCCAGUUCUGUGAGCAGCCGACCAACGGGCUGGUCUACUUCCGGGCCGUGUGCAGCCUCAACACGCUGCCGGAGGACCUGCGGCUCUACGUGCCGCUGUUCUGCAGCAUCGUGACCAAGAUGGGCAGCGGCGCCCUGGACUACAGGCAGCAGGCCCAGCAGAAGGACCUGAGGACGGGGGGCAUGUCCGCGUCGCCCCUGGUCACCAACGACUCCACCCAGCUGGACAUGUACGAGCAGAGUGUCCUGCUGUACUCGUCCUGCCUGGACAGGAACCUGCCUCACAUGUUUGAGCUGUGGAGCGACAUCUUCAACAGCCCCCGCUUCGACGACGUGGAGCGCCUCCGCGUGCUCGUGAUGAUGUCGGCGCAGGAGCUGGCCAACGGCAUCUCCGACUCGGGUCACGUGUACGCCAUGACCCGCGCGGCGAGACACCUGACGCCGGCGGGAGAACUCAACGAGACCUUCGGCGGGAUGGAGCAGGUGAAGUUUAUGAAGAAGAUGGCCGAGACGGCCGACCUGGACAGAGUCAUCCGAAUGUUACCGAGGAUCAAGAAGCACAUCCUCAACCCCGCCCACAUGAGGUGUGCCAUCAACACGACGCCGCAGAACAUGUCCAACACGUCGGCGCAUUUGGAGAGUUUCAUGAAGGACGUCGCCGGGACCUGGAAAACACGCAAACCCGUCCGCGCGAAUAUCGUUGAGAGGCCUCUUGACCCGCUGGACGCCGCCGGACUGAGUCGGAAACUCAUUUCCGAUCUGAGCUUCCAGCCGUGUCAGAUGAAGACGUUCUUCCAGCUUCCCUUCCCCGUGAACUUUGUCAGCGAGAGUAUUCGCGCGGUGCCGUUCUGCCACGAGGACUACGCCAGUUUGGGCAUCUUGGCGAGGAUGAUGACGGCGAAGUUCCUCCACGGAGAGAUCCGGGAGAAGGGCGGAGCCUACGGGGGCGGGGCCAGGAUGGGAGGAGGGCUCUUCACCUUUUACUCGUACAGGGACCCCAACGCGGUGCAGACGUUGUCGGCGUUCCGGAGAGGCGUCGACUGGGCGAAGUCGGGACGCUUCACCCAGCAGGACGUCGACGAGGCCAAACUGUCCGUGUUCUCAGCCGUCGACUCGCCAGUGGCCCCCGCGAGCAAAGGCAUCGGGCGUUUCCUCAGCGGCGUGACCGACGAGGAGCUGCAGCGCCACCGGGAGCGCCUCUUCGCCGUGUCUCAGCGCAGUCUGCUGGACGUGGCCGCGAGGUACCUCGGCGCCGGUCACGGGACGUGUGGCGUCGCCAUCUUGGGUCCAGAGAACGAGGCGAUUAGGAAAGAUCCCUCGUGGAUCGUUAAAUGAAGAAACUACAAUACUGGAAGAUAAACUCGUGUUCUAGAUUUAAACUGGUUUUUUUAAACAUGCAUUAUGUUGUGAUCAUUGCACUUCAGUAUUAUAUCUGGAAAAACUAAA
This is a messenger RNA of Pseudoliparis swirei, 3361 nucleotides long. RefSeq names its product pitrilysin metallopeptidase 1 (gene pitrm1). The transcript is spliced from 27 exons. Gene Ontology annotation, biological process: protein processing. The record is from RefSeq and is a predicted model, not a curated record. Gene Ontology annotation, molecular function: metal ion binding. Gene Ontology annotation, cellular component: mitochondrial matrix. Bases 173 to 3250 code for a protein of 1025 amino acids. Lineage: Eukaryota; Metazoa; Chordata; Actinopteri; Perciformes; Liparidae.